Messenger RNA from Olea europaea var. sylvestris, 2060 nucleotides. Its product is annotated as patellin-3. The record is from RefSeq and is a predicted model, not a curated record. The transcript has 4 exons. Gene Ontology annotation, molecular function: lipid binding. The coding region runs from base 102 to 1724 and encodes 540 amino acids. NCBI's taxonomy places the organism in Eukaryota, Viridiplantae, Streptophyta, Magnoliopsida, Lamiales, Oleaceae.
UCACAAUCUGGCCGCUACUUCAUCGGUUUCAUCCUCAUCACUUCUUCUACUUAUUCUACAGAACACACACUCCCUAUCUCUCACCAUCACCAUCGAGGAAAAUGGCAGAUUCGAACCUAGAGACAGCUCCACCGGAAGCCACCCAGCAGUCGCCGUUAACGGCGGAGACGGUUCCGCUCGCAACUUCAUCACCGCCGGAAUCUGCUUUUUCAGAAGAAACCGAGCCACCACUGGCGUCGUUUGCUCUUGCAUCAGAGAAAGAGGCGCCACCACCAAGUGAACCGCCACUCACAGUCGAGGAGAGGCUCAAAGAAGCCGUCACUGUUAUAGAAAAAGAUACCCCUCUAUCACCGACGCUCGGGGCGGAGCUUGUAUCCGUCACCUCCACUGAAAAGGAAACCAUCCCAGCACCACCAGUAUCACAGCCUCUAGCUGCGGCACUGGAAGUGCCACAAGAGUCUGAAUCACCAGUUGGGAAAGAAGUAGUCGAACCCGAAAAAUCAAAAUCAAUGGAGAAGAAAAAAGCUCCAGAAUCACUGGUUUCUUUCAAAGAAGAGAGCAAUAAACUAUCAGAUCUCUCAUAUUUCGAGCGUAAAGCAUUAGAAGAAUUCAAAACCCUCGUCCAGGAGGCACUUAACACCGGCGUUUUCACCUUGGCAUCGCCCUCAGAUACCUCGAAUUUACCCGAAGAAGUAUCCAUCUGGGGCGUGCCCUUACUUAAAGACGAUAGGAGUGAUGUGAUAUUGCUGAAGUUUCUACGAGCACGAGACUUUAAGGUGAAAGAAUCUUUCACCAUGCUGAAAAACACUAUAAAAUGGCGAAAAGAAAUCAAUAUCGACGAACUGAUAAAGGAAGAUUUGGGAGAUGAUCUUGAAAAAGUUGUAUUUAUGCACGGGCAAGACAAGGAUGGGCAUCUAGUGUGUUAUAAUGUGUACGGGGAAUUUCAGAACAAGGAAUUGUAUGCAAAAACAUUUGGGGACGACGAAAAAAGAAAGAAAUUUUUGAAAUGGAGGAUUCAAUUUCUUGAAAGGGGUAUAAGGAAUCUGGAUUUUACUCCUGGUGGCAUUAACACUAUCUUUCAAAUUAGUGAUCUCAAGAACUCCCCUGGACCAGGGAAAAGGGAGCUUCGCAUUGCCACUAAACAGGCAUUGCAGGUUCUGCAGGACAAUUAUCCUGAGUUCGUGACAAAACAGGUGUUCAUCAAUGUUCCUUGGUGGUACUUGGCUUUCUACACGAUGAUGAGUCCGUUCUUGACCCAGCGGACGAAAAGCAAGUUUGUGUUUGCUAGCCCAUCGAGAACUCCAGAAACUCUAUUCAAGUACAUAUCUCCUGAGCAUGUGCCUAUUCAAUAUGGUGGCCUUAGUAUAGAUUUCUGUGAAUGCAACCCAGAGUUCACUGUUGAUGAUCCAGCCACCGAGAUUACUGUAAAACCAGCAACCAAGCAGACCGUAGAAAUUAUAGUUAAUGAGAAAUGCAUUAUCGUUUGGGAGCUUCGUGUGGUCGGCUGGGAAGUAAGCUACAGUUCUGAGUAUGUGCCUAAUGCUGAAGGUGGCUAUACUGUAAUCAUAGAGAAGGCGAGGAAGAUGGCUGCCACAGACGAGCCUGUAGUCUCUAACAGUUUUAAAAUUAGCGAGCUAGGUAAGAUCCUACUCACUGUUGACAACCCUACAGCAAAGAAGAAGAAGCUGCUUUACAGAUUCAAGGUCUUUCCCUAUGAUAAUUAAUGAUCCUUAACUGUCAAAGUGUUACUUUCAACUUAGCAUCAAAUUAUGGGUAUUCUGAAUAUUUCUCGCGUACCAUCCUUAUCUUUGUGUUGUUGAUAGAAUGUUGUUUUUGAGUUGAUAGUCGACUUUCUAUUUGCGGGUUCUUUCAUGCAUUUUCACCUGUAGCUGGUCAUUCUGUCUAUAGAUUGACUUAGCAUGUAUGUUAGAGAUGGUUUAAAGUAGGAAUGUUUGCUGAGAGAAUGUAGUAGUACAACAGUGGAACUCUGUGGUUCGGAAUUUGUCUGUUUUUUGUGUUGUAUAUUUGUGUUAUGUGUUAAUUUUACUUUUCAUGUUAUA